AUGUCUGUAAAAUUCACAGCACAAGAACUUAAUUAUCUUAUCUAUAGAUAUUUAGAAGAAUCAGGUUUCAAAUUAACAACUCUUGCUUUUAAAACUGAAACACAAAUUGACAAGCUAGACAUUAAUCCAGAAGAUGUUCAACGUGGUGCAUUAAUAACUUAUAUUUUAAAAGGUUUACAAUAUCGGGAUAUAGAAGUACAUUCUAAUCCAGACGGUACCAUAACUAACUGUGAAGCAAUUGUGCCUUUGAUUGGUAAACAUGCUUGUAAAAGAUCCAUGGAUCAUGAACCACUAGUCAUCACCACUCCAAUACCUAAUUCUUAUAAAACAAAUGAAGCAAAUCAAAAUUUAAAUGAUGAUUUAGCUAAACAACAAUCUCAAAAGGACUUAGCAAAAAAUCAAUCAGGCAAAAAAGUUGCACAAAAACAAAUUAAAUCUAACAAAAAUCAAAUAGAUUCAAUAGAUUCACCUGAAUUAGUAAAAAAAUCUCAAGGAGAAUUAAAUAAAAUUACUUCAAUUUCUAAAAGAUCAAUACGUAAAGUAUUAACUUCAAAAACUAAAAAGGAUCAAGAUUCUUUGCCUUCAUUACAAGACCCUAUCAAUAUAAACAAUGAAAUCCCAAUAACAAGACAUUCCAUUAAUGAAACAACAACAACUUCAUCAACUGAAAUAAUAAAACCAUUAAUUGAUGAUGAAUAUACAACACUUGAAGGGCAUGUUGGCGAAGUUUAUUUUUGUAAAUGGCAUCCUAAUGAUCCAAAUGUCUUGGCUACCGCAGGUCGUGAUUCUGUUUUGAGAAUCUGGAAAACCGAUCAUCAAGGAAAUUUUACUGAUGCUUUAAAAAUGGGAAAUGACGAGUUUUACUAUGAUAAUUUUAUAUGUUCAGUAGAUUGGAGUCCAAAUGGUAAACUUAUAGCAGCAUCAUAUUUUAGAGGUGUACCCAAAAUUUGGACAGAUCGAGGUUGUUUAAAAACAAUAUUAGAUUUUAAUAAAAAUUCUGUUACCAGAAUAAAAUGGAACCCAUCAGGAUCUUUAAUUAUUACUGCCGGUUGUGAUAAAAUUAUUAUUUUAUGGGAAGCCUAUUCUACAACUAUAAAAAAAAGUUAUUGUUUACAUAAAGAAACAAUAACAGAUUUAGUAUGGAAAAAUGAUAUGAUUUUUGCAUCAUGUUCAUAUGACAAAUCAAUAUACAUCUAUGAUAUUACAAAAGAAAAUCCGAUUGAACAAUAUCUCGGUCAUGAGGAUAAGAUUUUUUGCUUAGCAUGGGAUCCUUCUAAAAAAUAUCUUGCAUCAGGAUCUGCUGAUAAAACAGUUAGAAUUUGGACUGAUAAUCACAAGGAACCACUUCAUGUACUUCAACACAAAAGUGGUAUAAAUUUAUUAAGUUGGUCACCUUGUAUAUCCAGUAAAAAUUCAGCAGCAAUUCUUGCAAUAUCGACAAAAGAUGAACAAAUAAGUAUUUGGAAUGCAAUUAAUGGACAAUUUUUGCACAUUACUGAUCAACUAUCUAAACCGAUCAAGUCUAUUACCUGGCAUCCAAAAGGUGAAUGGCUAGCAUAUGGUUCAACUGAUUCAACUGCCAGGUUUCUUUCGUUAAAAAAUAAGGAAAUGUCUUGCUGUGCACCAUUUUCCAUUAUUGAUUUGGCUUGGAAUAUGAAUGGAUCCAAAAUUGCUGCUAGUUUAGGAAAUGGUAAGAUAGUUGUUUGGAAUUGGAUAUAA
Molecule: messenger RNA, 1719 nt
Organism: Entrophospora candida
Lineage: Eukaryota; Fungi; Glomeromycota; Glomeromycetes; Entrophosporales; Entrophosporaceae
Source: the annotation of a GenBank genome assembly